UAUUAACGAAAGUGUAACGAAGGUGUCACGCGCUGGGAAGGAGCUUGUGUUGUAACUAGCCAAGGGAGGUAACUCUCAACAUUUCAGAAGCGGAUAGACUACGAUAUUGUACUUCUCAAGCAGCCUGUACUGAUCCCCUUUCCAGUCCAAGCCUUGAACUUGUUAUCGCAACAGAGACUUCAAUAUUUCACAAACUUACAUGAAAUGACUCCUGAAGUGCAUAAUGUGAAUUCAGUCCUGCAUCACUGGACACAGGGUGAUACCAGACUGUAUGACACGCUAUUAGAGGUUCUCAACGAUCCAGGACUUCAGUCCAGAGAACUGGUCUUCAUUUUGCAAAGUAUGCGUGGAUGUGUAGCCCAGCUUGAUCGCACUCAUGAAGUCCUUGUAGGUUCACUGAUGAAAGUAAAUUGGCCCAAUCAAGAAGAAGGAGUGAUAAGAGAGUACCGCUCCUUUCUGCUGAACCUCCUGUCAGCUCACACUUUCUACCUUAGAGCUGGAUUGCGAAUGUUAGUUCGGCACUUCUUACCAGACACAUCAGAAAGUGAACCUGAAGCUGAGACCAAGGCACUUGAAGAUAAAAAGUAUAUCAAUAUACACCUUGUGCUGAGAGCAGUAUCAUCGCUCAUUCCAAUGACAUGGACAGUGUUGAUGCCAUUGUUGUCCAAUUGCUGCCCUUUCAUCUUGCGUCCCCUCUAUCACCUGGAGUGCUUCUUCACCAACCUACUGCAAAUACCAGCCUACAUGCCAAGUCUCCGACAACCCAUCCUGGAACUAAUCGUGUCCAAACUCAUACAGUUGGAUGUUAGAAGUCCACGCUGUGAAAUUGAAUGUACUGAAGGAGACAAGCAAGAGGUAGAUCAAGUCAUGUUUCAGAUGGAGGUGCCCAGUAAACAUCAAGAUGAUAACAUGCCUGAUACUGCUGAGCAUGUGGGAGCCCAAAAGCUUGAUGUUCUCAUGGAACUGUUGCUGAAAUAUAUACAUGACACAUCCUAUAAGAAAGAUGUGUGUGAUUGGGACACCUGCAAGAAGUUGUACAGAGAAUUACUGUUAGUGUUUGAGAGAAUUGUGCUUCCAACCUGCGCCUCCAGUCACUGCCAGUUCUUUAUGUUUUACAUAUGCAGUUUUAAACCGGCUCUUGCAGAUGGCUUCAUUGAUUAUCUCUGGACCAGGUUUCAGAAUCCCAAUUCAGAGACAGUUUUCAGGCAAACAUCAGUGGCAUAUAUUGGCAGCUUCAUCUCAAGGGCAAAGUUUAUUUCUAUCAAAACUCUGAAGACCUGCAUGGAGCUGAUGGUGGAAUGGGUGCAUCGCUAUCUUGAAGAAAUCUCUGCAGAGACCAUAUUUGCAGAUGUUAGUCACCAUGCACCUUUCUACUCAGUUUGUCAGGCCAUUUUUUAUGUCUUUUGUUUUAGAAGCAAAGACAUUUUGGAUAGUGAAAAAGGUUACAAAUGGGCUGCAGGUCUACAGUUGCAGAGGAUUGUUACUUGCAGAUUAAACCCAUUAAGGUCGUGUUUGCCUCUUGUGGUUGAAACCUUUUCUUCUGUAACACGAAUAUACCAGCUGGCAUUUUGUGACACAAUCAUAGAGAAGAACAAGCGUUGCACAAUCUCUGUGUCCACACAGAAUAAUGAUGGAUUCGCUGUUCAGACUGAAAUCUUGGAUUCAUUUUUCCCGUUUGAUCCUUACUUGCUUAACAGGUCAGGAGAACUGGUCAGGCCUCUGUACAGGGAAUACACUUGUGGUGCUGUGUCCACUCCUCACACCAAGCAACAUUUGCAGAUGGAAGAUGAUGACUUCCUCACAGAAACAGAAAACAAAGUUGCUUUUGGCACAUCGGGUGCACCUAUGUCUCACUUCGGAGUCAGCCAGAAACCACCUGCAAGUACAGACUUCCUGAAUUAUGGCACUUCACCUGGUUUCAAACAUGUUUAGACAUCCCAUUCACUGUCUGUGGGCAAAGUAUGAGAGAGAGAGACAGAGACACAGACACAGAGAGAGAGACACAGACACACAGAGAGCAGUAACCUACAUUCAAUCAGUAGCAUGAAAACAAUAAGGGUCAAGGUCAUACUACACGAAUUAAUUUUCCAUUAAGGUAGCUACAGACAUGGGACUUUCUGUUUAAAAGUUGUCAUGCAUUGACCACAAGGUUUCUUCAAACCAGAAGUAUAAGAUUAAACCAGAAGUGUUUGCUUUUCGGUACCUGGUGGCACAGGCCUAAGUUUGACAUUGCAUUUAACUGCAUUUGACAACAUAAGGGAUCAAAUAUAAAUACAGACAGUGAGGUCAGCUGUCAUCUCAUUGGGUAAAGUCAAAUUUGUUCAUGAGACAUGUUUCUGGUGGGGAAGUUUCAGGUAAAUCUGGAAAUGGUGUGAAUGGGGCUGCUUUUGUUUCUAGUUGCUCUAGAAAUGUUGCUGGGUCAAAUCACCAACAACAUUUACAUAACUGAUGAUAUUGAUGAAUGUGGACUACACUGUGAAGUCACAGAAGAAGAAAUACACAAAGCCAGUGGUCAUUUAAGGAAUGGAAAAUCACCCAGUGUUGAUGAGAUUUUAAUUGAAAUACUGAGAGAUCAAGAAAAUGUCAUCAUGCCCUCCAGGAAAUAACUUUUAUUUUUACUGGGGUAUAUUCCCUGAUGUAUGGGCAGAGAGUAAUUAUUAGUCUACAACCUACAUAAAAAGGGAAAUCUCUUUUAUGGUGUAUAUCUCUGUUAUGAUUCAUGGGUAAUGUAUGUACAACUAGGUCUUUGAAAGGCAUUUAGAAGUGAUACACAUAAGGAAGAGAAAUAUGUGGAUGUCAACUUCUUUACUGUGAGGAACACAACAUUUCGGAGUAUAUGCUU
Molecule: messenger RNA, 2842 nt
Organism: Haliotis rufescens (red abalone)
Lineage: Eukaryota; Metazoa; Mollusca; Gastropoda; Lepetellida; Haliotidae
Product: RNA polymerase I-specific transcription initiation factor RRN3-like
Exons: 17
Coding region: 205-1932 (575 amino acids)
Biological process (GO): transcription initiation at RNA polymerase I promoter
Cellular component (GO): nucleus
Molecular function (GO): RNA polymerase I general transcription initiation factor activity; RNA polymerase I core binding
Source: RefSeq, a predicted model, not a curated record